GGGCAGACUCCACCCGGCUCACGCCGCUGUUUGAGGGCCCACGCAGCGUGUCAGACGUGUGUGUGUGUGUGUUGUUUUUGUGUGUCUCUUAAGCCGUCUCACACCGGGAACGUUGGACCAUGGCCUCCGACGGCCCUCGGUAAAUACUGCGCCUUGAUAUGAAGGCAGUUUGUGGGGCAGAGUAGCAGAAAGUAGGGAGCCGGGUUGUCACAGGCGCGCUGCCGUCUCCCCUCGCGAGUUAACUGUCAAGUCGGCUCAAUACGUCUGUCUCUAUUAUGUUUUGUGUCUCUCUAUUAAAGCGGCUGUGAGGCAGCGUGUCAGCAGAAUAAUUGCUUAGAGAGUAGAAACAAAACGUAAGUCGUGUUUCCGGGGGGGGGGGGCUUUCUCCGCCCUUCGGUCUGACCGCGGCUUUCUUCGACGCCGGCAGAAAACUUGCCGCUGCCGGGAUGCUGAGGUGCUCCAGUGUGCUGGCUCGCUCGGAGGGCCGCGCGCUCGCUGCGUUUCACACUCAUUAGUGCGUGAAAUCAAAGCGAAUGGGCGGCAGGGGUGAGAAGAAGUUUUUCAUGGCGGGGGAACGCUGCCCUCGCACACGCGUGACCUUACGGGGGUCGUCGGUGGCUGUGGUGUGGUUUCUUUUGUUCGGGACCCCUCUGUCACCUGCCGCUGACACGGAUGCUUUCAUCAGAGCUUAUUUCACUGCCGAACCCACUCCCCCCCUCCCCUCCACCCAGGCAGGCACUUUAUCUCGACUUGGCCGCAGCCUCAGGAGAGAGAGCAACAAGCGGAGGAGGGGGGGGGGGCUGCCUUUUGAAGCCUGCUGGCUCUCGCUUCUUUCUGUUGUCUUGGUAUGUUUUUGGAGGGGGAGUGACACAGAUACGCGGGAUGUUUCACUCCCCUCAGCUCGCCGGAGUUCAUCCAAAGUUCGGCUGAGCCGCGCGUACGAGGUAACUUGGACCUCUUCCUGCCUGCGCAGCCCGUCUCCUUCCCUUUCAGCUGUGCUCAGCAUCCGCGGCGCCCAGGAGGAGGAGCCCCCGGACCCCCAGCUCAUGCGCCUGGACAACAUGCUGCUGGCAGAGGGCGUGUCCGGGCCAGAGAAAGGCGGGGGCUCGGCGGCGGCGGCGGCUGCAGCGGCCGCCUCGGGAGGGGUUGGUGCCGACAACUCAGCGGAGCACUCAGACUACAGGGCCAAGCUGUCCCAGAUCAGACAGAUCUACCACACGGAGCUGGAGAAGUAUGAGCAGGCCUGUAACGAGUUCACCACCCAUGUGAUGAACCUGUUGCGGGAGCAGUCGCGCACACGGCCCAUCUCGCCCAAAGAGAUCGAGCGCAUGGUGAGCAUCAUCCACCGCAAGUUCAGCUCCAUCCAGAUGCAGCUCAAGCAGAGCACCUGCGAGGCCGUCAUGAUCCUGCGCUCCCGCUUCCUCGAUGCCAGGCGGAAAAGACGAAACUUCAACAAGCAGGCGACAGAGAUCCUGAAUGAGUAUUUCUACUCGCACCUCAGUAACCCCUACCCCAGCGAGGAGGCCAAAGAGGAGCUGGCUAAGAAGUGUGCCAUCACGGUGGCCCAGGUUUCCAACUGGUUUGGGAAUAAAAGAAUCAGAUACAAGAAAAACAUUGGUAAGUUCCAAGAAGAAGCCAACAUGUAUGCCGCGAGAACUGCCGUGAAUGCGGCUAAUGCAUCCUCACAUGGGAGCCAAGCAAAUUCACCCUCCACUCCAAACUCUGCAGGUUCUGCUGGCUCUUUUAACAUGUCAAACUCCGGGGACUUGUUCAUGAGCGUGCAGUCUCUCAAUGGGGACUCAUACCAGGGGGCUCAGGUGGGAGCCAACGUGCAGUCGCAGGUGGAUACCCUUCGCCAUGUUAUCAGUCAGACAGGCGGAUACAGUGAAGGACUCACAGCCAACCAGAUGUACAGUCCGCAGGGCAUCAAUGCAAACGGUGGCUGGCCCGAUGCUCCCACCCCCUCAUCAGUGACUUCACCCACAGAAGGACCCGGAAGUGUUCACUCUGACACCUCCAACUGAUCCUCCACCCCCUCCCUCCUCCGUUCUCUGACUCCCGCCUCCACUGCCCCUCCAGUCUUCUUCCCCCCAAAAUUGAAAUCCGGAUCCAUCCUGCAGGACUGGAUGUGACUCGAGGCAGUUGGGGUCUGGGGACAAUGCUUCCACCAUUAAGGACAAAAAUCUUUUUUCUUUUUUCUUUUCUUUUCUUUUCUGUCUGGACCUCCACAGCAGCUCUCCCAGCCUGCAGCGGGGACUCCUGUCUGGACUUCACAGUUUGUAUAGGUUCCACUCCAUGUCCAAGUUGCCUCUUUGUAUUUGACUUUCUAUGAUGAAUUCAUUCUGUACGCUCACAGUCAGCAGCAUCAAGCCCGACGUCUGCUUACAUAAAACACACCCACACUACCUCUGAUUUCAACUCCAACACAGCAAAUGUUUAACAUCCUUCUGCUUUAAGGUCAUUUAGAACAAUAGCAGCUCAUUUCAGGUUCCUGUAGUCCCAUUUUUCUUUAUCUGGUGCCAAAGUUCAGCCCUGGAGGGAAAUUUGGGUUCGCUUUUGUGUCCUAACUCAAUUCCAGCCAUUCUUCUACUACAGCAUAGUUUAAGUGUCUUGCAAAAGGAUUCAUUUCCCUGAACUUUUCCACAUUUUCUCUGGUUACAACCACAAACUUUGGUGUCAUUUUUAGAUGGAUUUUAUUUUAUUGACACAAUCUUUAAUGGUGCAUAACUAGCAAGAGGUUGAAGAAUGUAUGAAGUUAUUUUACAAAUAAAACUACUGCAAACUUUCUACUAAUAAAAACUGUAAAGUGUGUUUUUGUAUCCACCCCCCAUGAGUCAAUACGUUGUAGAAGCCCGUUUUACUGUAAAUAUCUGCAAGUAUUUUGGUUUCUUCCUCCACCGGCUUUGCUCACUUUGGCCCGUUCCUCUCAAACGGGCUCAGAAUAGCUCAGCUCAGCAUCAGCUGGACUGGAUGGAGAGCAUCUGUGAUGCUGCCUUCACGACCUGACACUAAUUCUCCUCCAGUCUAGACUUUGACUAGGCCAUUCUAACACCUGAAUUUGAUGAUCUAAACAAUCCUGUUGUAGCCCUGGCUGGAUGUUUAGGGUCAUUGUCCUGCAGGAAGGCGAUCCUCUGCCCCCGUUUCAAUUUUGUUUUAUAAAAAAAUUAAAUAUCUAACACAUUUUCCUCCCUGCUUAAAAAAGCAUCCCCACAGCAUGAUGCUUCCACCCCCAUGUUUCACCAUGGGUUUGAUGUUUGUGGUUGUAAAAUGACAACAUGUGAGAAAGUUCCAGGGUUCUAAAUAGUUUUGGAAGGCACUGUUUGCUGGGUCAUGUAGUAAAAUGAAAAGUAUUCAGGCCUAAACUAAAGUGAUCCAGAAGUACCAGCGUGAAUUAAAGGAUUCAAAUGAGCGGUUUGUAAAUCAUGCACACGUUGGCUGGCGUUUACAAUAGACCCAGGAGAAAAAGUCUCAGAAGCUACACAGUGACAAGGAUGGGUAGAGCAGGUCAACAUGAAAUAAAGCACAAUGAGGCCUGCUGAUAGGGAGAGAACAUAACCAUUAAAGUCCUACCCACCACUACCUGUUCAGAGACUGAAUGGAAGCAUAUCAGGCCAAAUACUGCUGCCAACCAAAUCUGAGUGUCAUACUGUUGGGGGUGGGGGGUGGAAAGUAUAGACACGUCUUAUGGAACAUCACACUGAGUACAGCAUACACUGGACAGGUUUACUGCCGCAUCGAGAGAAAAACAAAGGUUUCUCCACACUCUGGGCUGAGAAUCCAGAGAAAAGCCUCACUUCAAAACAAAUGAGGGCCGUUUGGCACAUGUGAAGCUUGUUCUCUGUUCUUAAAGAGAUACUACACUUAUCAGCAAGAAUGGAUCCAAAAUGUGAGCAUCCCUUUGUGCCCCACCACAGGAACAUGAAUAUGCUGUACUUUGAUACCAAAAAGCUUUGAAUAUUAACGCUGGGAUCAGCUUUAGAAGAAUUGGAUCCUCUAAGCGAGGGUCUCCUGAUGCUCCUGGACUCUGUAUUUAAAGCCAAAUAUGAGCUGUGUGAAUACAGAAGGCUUUGUAGGAAUCCAAAAAGAAGCGGCGACCCUGCCGGCGCACGCAGUUGUUCUGUCUCCACUCUGUGAAUAAACCAUCUGCAUCUCUUUCAUUUGUUAUCGCCUCAGCCACCACUGUAUGUGAUUUAGCCCAAGAAUUCUCUGUAUACAGUAUGUAGAUAUGCACCUUUACUCUUCUUUCACAUCUCUGGAAUUGGAUGGUAGCUGUUUUUUUUUUUUUUCUUGUUUUGUACUCAGACCACAGACUGAAGCCUGCCGUCCUGAGGAUGUUUCUAGCAGAGACCUUUGCUUUUAGCCCAACAGAACUUUAACAGGGAACUGAAUUCAGUCCCCACAAGUCACGAAACUGCCUGAAAACCACGUUUUGAUUAUUUUCUAAAGAUGUCAGCGUGUUGGUAUUUAUUACACUUUUGAAAUCAUGGACUUCAGAGCUCCAGCGUUGCUGUGGUAACACCAAAUAAGCCCCCCCACCCACCCAGCCCACCUCGACUCACCUGCUCAGUGUUAGAGCCGAGGGGCCGUGCAGCGUUCAAGAACCUGCAUCACUCAUGUCUUCAGAAGGCAUCGGACAGAACUGACAGCGCCGGCUGGCCAUGCAAGGAAAACACAAGAAUUGUUUAUUUCUUCUUUCAAAGAAGCCGCAACACUUCUCCUCACGUUUGCCUGUCAACUAGUACUGAAGCUUCAUGUGAUGAUGCUUUUUGAGUUUGGGGAUAUAAAACGGAAAGAGACACGGGAGGAGAAAAGGAACGAUUUGUAAAACAUGAAAUGUUUUAUUUGUUGCAUGUCUUUUAGUUCUUCAAUAAAAUAACGUACUGCAGUGUUUUGAAUGUGACCGUCUUUUUUUAUAAGGAUUUCAGAGUGAAAUCGUGGAACCUUUUUCCUGACAGGUUUUAACUUUUAAGAUCUCUGAUUAUGUAAAAAAAAAAAAAAAAAUGAAGGAUCAAAUGGGGAAAUAGUGUCUUUUUAAUUACUAAUCAAACCAUGUUGUCUGUGGAGAACAUUAGCUGGAAGGUGUUGGUUUUCUGGUCUGUUUGUAUGGGCAAUGCGGAUCCCAAACAAAUAAAUUUGGGCUUUUUUGUUCUUCUUGCGUA
Messenger RNA from Fundulus heteroclitus (mummichog), 5159 nucleotides. Its product is annotated as pre-B-cell leukemia transcription factor 1. The transcript is spliced from 8 exons. Bases 534 to 2024 code for a protein of 496 amino acids. NCBI's taxonomy places the organism in Eukaryota, Metazoa, Chordata, Actinopteri, Cyprinodontiformes, Fundulidae. Gene Ontology annotation, molecular function: DNA-binding transcription factor activity, RNA polymerase II-specific; RNA polymerase II cis-regulatory region sequence-specific DNA binding. Gene Ontology annotation, cellular component: nucleus. The record is from RefSeq and is a predicted model, not a curated record. Gene Ontology annotation, biological process: brain development; animal organ morphogenesis; regulation of transcription by RNA polymerase II.